UUCACCGUGCAACAUCUUCCGCCUGCGAUCUUUGUUUCUCGGCAUCGAGUUCGUCGCUUGUUUUGUUUCAAGUUUUUCGUGCUCUUGCUCGCGUCCGAAGAGCAACCAAAUAAGCAACAAUAAUCGAAUAGAAGUGAUCCUCCGGAUAAUUGAUUGUGUAGUGAGAACUGUUUUUUUUUUUUGUUGUUCUUCUGUUGCUCGUUCAGUUUACGUGCCUGGCAUUAAAGUGUAUCAGAAACAGUCCGUGCGGAGUUAGUUCUGGUGGACACAGCAACGUGCGGAUAGUGAUGCUUGCAUUUAUCUGUAUAGCGAAAAAAAUCAGUAGACCAUUGCAAUAACGGAUCUGCCGUAGAACGAGAAAUUGAAGCAAAUUGGAUUAGCUGUAUAAGAAAAAUAAAAGUAUUCCACCAGAUUUGGCGUCCUAAAAACAGAGGUCUUCGAGAGUACAUUAACUAACGGGUGGUUCGCGGAAAGGAAGAUAAUUGGGAAGGCCCCCGACAUCAAGUGACCAUCUCGAGAACAAUUAUUUUAGAUUCAUAUUGUUGUUUGUUCUCAUUACGCUUUGAAAAGAGCCUGGUUCUGGUAGGAUGCCAUACAAAGCGAAACAGUAUUGGAUAACCACCCUGAUGCUGGUGGCGGUCGUUGGUGUUAGCAUAACGGAAAGUGCAAACAUGAGAUCAACCAAAUCGAAUGGCAGCGAGGGCGGUGGUGGCAACGGCAAUGGAAGACAAAGACCAUCCAUAACCACAUACGAUCAACGGCAGACCGGCAAAUACAAUAUUCACGUCAACAUAAAAGAUGUGAAAAUCAUCUCAGUCGAUGGCGAUAAGUUCGAUGGUGAAUUUGGGGAUGAUACAAUUUAUGACUACGGAGAUUAUGAUUACGAUCCAUCGCAUCUGACUGUGAAUCCACUUCCGAUUUUUGGCGGAAGUACUAAACCUCCUAAAUCCACCACUAAAGCCCCAGUCUCAAUUACUUCAACCAAGCCAACGACAAGCAAAACGACGACUGAAUCUGCGACGGAAGAUCCUUCAAACAAACCAGCGACCGGAAGUGCUGAGGAUCUGUUCGUCAUGGAAGCUAUUCCGUCGAAGCCUAACAAUUCUUCUCACAUGAUGACCGCGACUGGAACAACUACCCCUCCAUCAAGCAACAUCUACAUAUUCAAACCUACACCGAACUAUCACCCAAAUCCAAUCCAUUACGACUAUCAGGAAAUUCCUGUAGAGGUUAUCGUAGAACCGGUUCUAAAACCGAAAUACCGCAACUCCAAUGCACGCAUAGUACCCAAUCGACGGAACCGAUACCGUAAGAAUUCUCCUGCCAGAAACCCUAUGGAUAGCAUGGCUCGCCAUAGCCACUCGGACAUCGAAGCUUUGCCGAGUUCUGCACAAAAUGAUUCAACUCAUUUGGAGGCUGCACCUUGCCCAAAAGGUGAAUACCACGAUCGAACGGGCAAGUGUCGUAUGCGGAAGUCCGGAAUUUCCAGGCUGAUUAAACUAUUGGCUUCCUUCAAGGAGAAAGAUGACUGAUGAGGAGGAGAGGACACAGGAGCUGACUGAUUCCACUACUGGUAGAAUUCGCUUAGUAACGUAUUAACACAAACAAUUUUCCCGUUAAUGUCGACGAGAUGCGUUUUAACAAAAUAAUAAAAAUAA
Messenger RNA from Malaya genurostris, 1658 nucleotides. RefSeq lists its product as uncharacterized. The transcript has 4 exons. Lineage: Eukaryota; Metazoa; Arthropoda; Insecta; Diptera; Culicidae. Bases 588 to 1532 code for a protein of 314 amino acids. The record is from RefSeq and is a predicted model, not a curated record.